GAAAAUCUGGAUAAUCUACGUAACGGUCCAUCCUCCUCCUCCUCCUCCUCCUGAGCAGCGGGUCAGUGUGUGUCUGUGUCUCUGUGUGUGUGUUUGCUCUUCAUCCGCGAAACACUGAGCCAUGGCCGCACAGAAGAUCAACGAGGCGCACGAGCACAUCGCCAAAGCCGAGAAAUGCUUAAAGACCAGCAUGACCAAGUGGAAACCUGAUUAUGAUGAAGCAGCUUCAGAGAUGGCAAAAGCAGCUGUGGCUUUCAAAAAUGCGAAGCAGUUUGAACAAGCGAAGGAUGCGUACCUGAAAGAGGCCGAGUACCACACAGAAAACAAAGCACUCUUCCAUGCAGCAAAAGCGUAUGAACAAGCCGGCAUGAUGUUGAAGGACAUGAAGAAGAUGCCUGAAGCCAUCCAGCUGAUAGAGAAGGCCAGCAUCAUGUACAUGGAGAACGGGACCUCUGGCACUGCUGGGAUUGCCUUGGACAGGGCUGGGAAACUCAUCGAGCCGAUGGAUCUGGAGAAAGCCGUGGACUUGUACCAGAAGGCCGCGUCUGUGUUCGAGAAUGAAGAUCGUCUCAGACAGGCCGCAGAGCUUCUGGGUAAAUCCUCCAGACUUCUGGUGAGACUGCGCAGGUUGGACGAGGCCGCUGUGUCCCUCCAAAAAGAGAAGAACAUGUACAAGGAGAUUGAGAACUACCCCACCUGCUUUAAGAAAACCAUCGCUCAAGUGCUGGUCCAUCUUCACCGAGUUGACUUUGUUGCUGCAGACAAGUGUGUCAGAGAAAGUUACAGUCUCCCAGGGUUCAGUGUGAGUGAGGACUGCGUGUCUAUGGAGACGUUACUGGCGGCGUAUGACGAGCAGGACGAGGACGAGGUGUCACGUGUCUGCAACUCACCUUUACUCAAGUACAUGGACAAUGAUUACGCCAAGCUGGCCAUCUCUCUGAAGGUGCCGGGUGGAGUCAGCGGGAAGAAGAAGAAAACUCCUGCUGCUCCUCAAGGGGGCAGUGCUGGACCAGCGCAAGAGCAAGACGACGAUUACGAGGGAGGUUUGUGUUAACUGAGGGAACAGCCCGACUAUCUGUGUGCGCGUGUGUGUGUGUGUGUGUGUGAGAGAGUUAACGAGUAUCUUAAGUGUUUCCUCCCUUUGUGCAAAGUGGAGUCAUUCCUUAGGAAUUCUCUUCCUGUGGGAGGGUCCGGUUUUCUGUGCGUUUACACAUCAGACACUCAUAAUCUUACAAGCACAGGCUGUGAGUGUGGACAUCGGUUCAACAUAAUUAAUGCUGAAGAGGUUCAUCUCUCUGCCACUAUCUGCACCAGUGAUGAUGCGUUUUUGGAGUUGGCUCGAAUAACUCGAUAUCAGAGCUCGACAAAAACCUAAACUGGCUUUUGGAUUAUUGCAUAAAAUAAGCGGUCACUAAUCAAAGUGCGUUUAUGUUACUAUGAUUUUUUACAUCAAAAACAAUAAUUUAGACAAAAAUACAAGGCCAUGAUUUCAACAGUUUUAAGGGGCGUGUCUGCUGCAAGGUUAUAGUUUUGCAAUUUUCAUUCACAAAUUCAGUUUAGUUUAAAUUCUAAAACGUUUUUAAAGUGGGUUUGCUAGUUUAGUUUAGUUUUUAUUUUUUGAAAAUGCUAUUUUUGCUUUUUUUUAACG
Pimephales promelas (fathead minnow) is the source of this 1648-nucleotide messenger RNA. RefSeq names its product N-ethylmaleimide-sensitive factor attachment protein, gamma b (gene napgb). Gene Ontology annotation, molecular function: soluble NSF attachment protein activity; syntaxin binding. The record is from RefSeq and is a predicted model, not a curated record. Gene Ontology annotation, cellular component: vacuolar membrane; SNARE complex. Gene Ontology annotation, biological process: intracellular protein transport. NCBI's taxonomy places the organism in Eukaryota, Metazoa, Chordata, Actinopteri, Cypriniformes, Leuciscidae.